Messenger RNA from Penicillium chermesinum, 2034 nucleotides. RefSeq lists its product as uncharacterized. NCBI's taxonomy places the organism in Eukaryota, Fungi, Ascomycota, Eurotiomycetes, Eurotiales, Aspergillaceae. The transcript is spliced from 2 exons. The record is from RefSeq and is a predicted model, not a curated record. The coding region runs from base 1 to 2034 and encodes 677 amino acids.
AUGACUGAAGGGCUGGAGAUCCCCGAGACCGGGCUGUCUCUCCGUCCCGGCCCCUCGUCCGAGACGUCUGCGGCGAAACCCGCCCAAAUCAUGCGGCUGAACCUGGCUCAGCAUACCCUUGACGAUCUCAUCGGCCACCUCCUCCGCAAUGACAACAGCGCCCGAGUCCGCCUGGGCAAACACCCUUCCAUUCACUGGGGCGGCAAGAGUCAGCACUUCCACGCUUACCCCGAGACCCACCGUGCCGAGAUCUACCAGAGCUCAUCCGACAAACAUAACAUCUACUUCACUGGUGCCCUGAGCCACAGUCUCGAGGUGGAAAGGGCCAAGGAGGACAUGGCUGCCUCGGACCAAGCUCUGGCAAAUCUGGAGGAGAGUCUACAAGCCUUUGAGAAGGGGAAAGAAUCGAAAGUGCCUGCCAUGAUUCGACACCCGGAUGAAUACAAGGCCAUUAAGACUGCCGGCGGUGGCAAGAAUACUCCAGAUCUCAAUCGGGGCCUCCUUCGGCCUGCGGCCAACCGUUCUCUCACUGCAAGCCCUCCCCCGGGUGCCGCCAAAUCACCCGCUGGCCUCAUUCCUACCUCCGCCCCCGCCUCUCAGACCAAAAACAACGCCCGCCUCGAAGCCCUCAAAACCCCCUUCAUUCACCUUCUCGCCGUGCGUGCGGUUUCUGCCAAGUUCCUCGCCCGCCAAACUCGCUCCUCUAUUGAAGACUGCACAUCCUCGCCCAAAAGUACGGAACUGAGAACCGCCUCAACCGAUCGCCAGCAGGCAAUUGAGAACGCCAUCUCCGCGUUCGACCGCAUGCGCAUCUCUCGCUCGGACAAGCUCUGGCAGCUACUUCUUCCCAAGGAGGAACGUGGUAAGGGCAAGUGCCUGUCCCGAUUGAAUCUCGGAAACGGGCCUAUCAAGAAAACAGCCACGCCACGAGGUCCUGAUGGGGCCGAUGAUCGGAAGGAUGAGGAUGUGGACCGGGCGUCGGGGUCUAGCAUGACUCAGAAGGCAGACACCGCUACUCACAAGGCCCGGCCCGAUAAGCCUGCCAACAAACAACCGGCCAGCAAACAAUCUGCUAAGGCUAAGAAUACGGCCAAUAGUACGCUGACCGGUCGAGUCACAAAGAAGACUGCCGGGAAGAAGGUCCCGGCGAAGGUGGAUACGAGCAAAUUCAAAUCGUCCGAGUUUGUUCACUCCUCGGAUGAAGAAUCCGAUAUUCCAGAAGCCUCACCCCCUUCUCCUCCUGCUGCACGUCCACCUGCACAGAACAAGCCUUCCGUGAAGAAGGCUCCGGCUCCGAAAAAUCUUCCCGACAAGGCUCAGGUGCCGGCCAAGCGGCCUGCAGAGGCACCCGCUACAACUACAUCUUCCUCCAAGGUCCCCAGGGUUGAUGCACCGAAUCUCAAGCUCGAGUCCACCAAGGCUGCUGCUUCGAAGAAGCCUGCAUCCCGGCCGUCGACAUCGCCCCAGAAACCCUCACCCCUCUCCUCCCCACCAACCAAUGCCUCGGAUGACGGGCCGGGUCGCGCCCGGUCUGACAGCCAAAACCAUUCUUCCAGCUCGUCUUCGUCUUCUCCCUUGAUGUCACAGCUUCGAGCUCAAAAGGCCUCUGCUGCAACUGCCCCCUCGGUGCGGAAGCAGACUGCACAGACCAAUGGAGUGUCCAAGCCUGCCGCAGCCGCUAACCCCUUGAAACGCAAGGCGGAGCCAGAACGCCCGCCAGCCCCGGCUGCUCGCACAACUGGUAACCUGGACCACAAACGGCGCCGUGCAGUCAGUACGUCCAGCGGCGGUAGCACGGGCAGUGCCUCUCCGCCUCUGAGCGAGGAACUUGCACGCCAGAAGCUGCGGGAGAAGUCUCAAGAUUUCAAGCGGAAGUACCAGAAAUAUCUCAACUUCCACCGCAAGCUGGAAGCCCAGGCUCAUCCUGGAAAAGCGGAUCUAGAACUCCUGCAGAAGCAACACGAUCGCCUCGAAGUGCUGAAACAGGAAAUCUGGGAUGAGGAUCGGCGUCUCCGCCGUGAAGCACACCACUAA